GCACGCUUGUUGGUGGGAGGAGUAGCUCGCCAUUCAAACUAGUUUUGUAAACAUUAUUGUCUAAAAUGACACGAUUUGGGAUGCUUUGACAUGUUUUGAGAUUUUACCAUAGCUCGGCGUCUUAUAAAUCGCGGAAUUGCUAUCAGGAAUUCAUUUUUUCUAGUUCUUCAGAUAUCAGUUGGAAGUUUGUGGAGCAGCCAUUUUUUCACCCGAAACGUCGCCGUGGACGCUGGUUAAUACGAUUACAACGUCGUUAUCAGUUUUUAUGCGACUGAACUGAACUCGUUUGGAUUUGUCACGGAGAUAUCGGUCAGCGAGAGAAGAUAUUUUCCUCGGAUAAUCUGUAGCAGACAAGUUGGGAAUCACAUCGCCGUUUUUCUGGACUAACUGUUAUUCAUCAGCGCUCGGGUUGUUGCAUUGCACGGCCAGUAUUAGAUAUGUUUAUCUAAACUAACGUUACAUAAUCUCUGCCUGAUUUGCCAGCCACUUGGGCUGGUUUUUUAUAGUUUUAAACUACUUGUUUUGUCUUUUUUUUAUUAAGUUACGUUAUCCUUUUACAAAAACUGAACUUUUGCCUGGAAAGAUGAAUUUCGUUACACGGAGGCACGGCAAGUCUCCAAAUCUUAAACCCGUUCGCCAAAAGUUGCAGUUUUUGGUCAGUGACGGUGAAGAAGACAGCAUUGAAGACGCGAACAACAGCACCGGAGCCGAAUCGGGCUUCACGGAGCUGGACUCGCCGGUGUCCAUGCGGCGCAGCGGCGAUAAGAGGCCGGCGGACCUGGGCAGCAGCAGCCCGCUCAGCCGAACCAGAGACGACGACGAGUCCUGGGACGAGGAGGGGUUCGGCUCACCGUCUCGGGCAAAACCAACCUUUUACAUGAAAAGCUCUCCAUCGCCAAGGAAAAGUCCACAGGCUUACGACAGUUCACCUGAGAGGAGUUACAUUCACGAUGACAUGGACGGAUCCAGCUCUCCUGUCCCAGACUGUCCUGAUACACCGCCCCAUAAAACCUUCAGAAAACUCCGGCUGUUUGAUACACCUCAUACCCCAAAGAGCUUAUUGUCAAGGGCCAGGACAAAGGCAUCGACGAGCCGGAGAGUCGCCCUGUUUAAGAAUGUUGAUUCUACAAGCAAAGCCUGUCUGGACGGAAGACGAAACCAGACACCUCUGGUAAACAUCAACCCCUUCACCCCGGACUCCAUUCUGGUGCAAUCAUCGACACUACAACGAAACAACAGGAAACGAGCACACUGGAAUGACUCAUGUGGAGAGGACAUGGAUGCAAGCGAUCCUGAGAUAGAGGAUGAGCUCAUUCCACCCUCAAAGAUUCUGUUACUUGAUGUUAAGGCAGUUUCAGCCAGGAUUUAA
Molecule: messenger RNA, 1369 nt
Organism: Sinocyclocheilus grahami
Lineage: Eukaryota; Metazoa; Chordata; Actinopteri; Cypriniformes; Cyprinidae
Product: wee1-like protein kinase 1-B
Exons: 4
Coding region: 584-1369 (261 amino acids)
Source: RefSeq, a predicted model, not a curated record